Messenger RNA from Paramecium octaurelia, 1349 nucleotides. Lineage: Eukaryota; Ciliophora; Oligohymenophorea; Peniculida; Parameciidae. The record is from the annotation of a GenBank genome assembly.
AUAGAAUGCAAAAAGUGAUUAGAUUGGGACAAAGGAAUAGAAUGCAAUAUUUGAAUAGAAUUCCAAAGUAAGAGUAGAAUUUGAAAUUAUAUGUUGAAGGGGCAGGAGUAUAGAUUUGUGGGACAGUCACUUUAACAUUCAAAUUCGAAAAAGAUGAGUUGCCAUAUGAUCAAAAGAAAUGCAUUAUAAAUGAUCAUUUUCUAAGAUGCGGCGAAUAAAAAUAAUUCAUUUAACCGCUCGAUCUGAAUAUUGAGUAUUGUUAUAUUGUAGAUGAAAAAGAAGUUAUUAGAUUGGAUGUCGAUGACUAUGAUCUGGAUGACAUUUCUGACUUUGAAGAUUACUAAAAUUGGGAUGAGUAAAAUUUUUCUAGAUUUUUUGUUGAGGAUUUCACUAACAGUCCAGAUAAUCGAUAUAUAAUUUUAGUGGUUGGCGUAGAUAUUGUAAAUAAAUAUGAAACUUAAAGAUUAAUUAUAAUUGACACAUUCACUUCAAAUAUCAAAAAAUUGUUUUCCACAACUCAUUUUAUAGGAUUCUAAAAACCUUUAUUUUCCAAGGAUGGCAACUUAGCUUUCAUCAAUAUUACAAAAAGUGAGUAAUCAAGGUUCCUAAUAUUGAAUCUUAAAAAUGGAAUAUAAGAAGAAAAAAUCAUUACAUUGCCUCAUUCAAUUAGAAAAAUAGAUUAUGAUGUCUAAUCUGGAUGUUUGUUUUAUGUAACUAAUAAUUGCCAAAUACACCAAUAGCCUUUGAAUUAAGAUGGCACUAUUGAUAUCUCUAAGGAAAAAAUCUAUAAAAUUGAUUGGAAAUAAAUCAAUUUUUUUAGUGAUUCCAUAACUCUCACUCUACUUAGUGAUUCAAUUGUACUUCUUGCAGAUGAUUCAGGCCAGCUUUUUGUUUUUAGAAUUAGAAAUAAUUGUAAAACGGUUAAAUAAUAUUGGUUAAAACAAUAUAUACCUGUUUAAUGCACAUUUAAUAAUAAGUUUGUUGUCAUGGCUGAUACCAUUUCGCAAUAUUUUGUUCUGUUUGAUAUUCUAAGGGGCAAGGUAAUUAGAUGUUAAUAGGGGAUUCGUUAUUAAUCCAAGAUUGAUGGUUAUCGUGAGCGUGAUUCAUAUUAUCUCUCUAUAGUGUCUUUUAGUAUUAGCAAAAAUCCCAAUGAUAAUUAGGUUUCAGCAGGGAGUGAAAAUGAUGGCGAGAGUAAAAUGAGAAAAAAAUAGUCGAUAUUUGACUUAAUUAGAGGGACUGAAAUCGAAAUAAAUGGAGAAGAUUCUUCAAAUCGUGUAUCUGAAAUGUUUACAAGAAAUAUUACUAUGAGAGCAUAUGAUAAUAAAUUCAGUUAUACAUUGAAACUUUGA